Peniophora sp. CBMAI 1063 is the source of this 1653-nucleotide messenger RNA. The record is from the annotation of a GenBank genome assembly. NCBI's taxonomy places the organism in Eukaryota, Fungi, Basidiomycota, Agaricomycetes, Russulales, Peniophoraceae.
AUGCAGUAUCGUCUCACACUCAGCGGGUUGCUGGCGGCGUCGGCCGCGGCUACGGGCGCUUCGCCCAUAGUCGAGCUUGACAAUGGCACAUUCACCGGCAUCGCGACCCAAAACGGCACGUCUGCCUUCUUGGGCAUACCCUAUGCGCUUCCUCCAGUCGGAGACCUUCGCAUGCGUCCCCCCGUCCCUAACGCACCGUAUGAGGGAUCAUACAACGCAACAGCGUUCGGAUCGCCCUGCAUCUUCCAGAACAUCACCAACGUCGACCCAGACUCCAUCGCACCCGGUGCGCAGAGUACGUGGGAUGCAAAUGUAGGCGUAGCAGCCGCGAUCCUUGUUGGAGAUCACGAAGACUGCUUGACUAUAAACGUCUGGGCGCCCGAAAAUGCUACAGCCGCCUCAAAUCUGCCCAUUUUGUUCUUCCUCUACGGAGGUGGCUUUCAGGUUGGAGGAGCCAGCGGCUACGACGGCAAUGUGGUCGUUGCUCGCUCUAUCGAGCUCGGAGAGCCUGUGGUCGCUGUCUCUGUGAACUACCGCGUCUCGGCACUCGGGUUCCCGGCAGGCAAAGAAGCGCGCGAAGCGGGAGUAGGCAAUCUUGGGCUCCGUGAUCAACGACUGGGUCUGCGCUGGGUACAGCAAUACAUCGCCGCAUUCGGCGGAGACCCUUCCAAAGUCACAAUAUGGGGUGGAAGCGCAGGCGCCAUAUCUGUAGGGAUGCAGAUGCUCACCAACAACGGUGACACUGAGGGCUUAUUUCGGGCUGCCUUCAUGUCCUCAGGCGGACCUCUUCCCACAGGCUCGGUCGAAACCAUGCAAGACCGCUGGGACUCUUUCGCCACCACAGCAGGAUGCGGCUCCUUCCUCGGCAAUGCCAGCUUGUUCGACUGUCUACGCAACGCCUCGCUGAAGGAUAUCCGUGCGGGGCAGGAUGCGAGCGGUAGCAUCUUCGGAUACUACGGACUGGAUGUUGAGUGGUGGCCGUCGGCCGACGGGGACUUCUUGGCAGCGCCUCCGCAGGAGCUCGUUAAGAAGGGCAGUGUCGCGGACAUCCCUUUCAUCACAGGUGAUUGCGACGACGAGGGCACCUUGUUCUCUCUUGGGAACAGCAACAUCAGCACCUCUGACGAGCUCAAAACGUAUCUCAGCACACUCGUUUUUCCCACGGCUGAACCAUCAUCUAUCAACAAGCUUCUCGCCGUGUACCCCGAUAACCGCGCCCUAGGCUCUCCGUUUGGCACAGGUAUCAACAACUCUAUCACGCCUGAGUUUAAGCGCAUCUCGGCUUUAAUGGGCGAUGUCGUUUUCCAAGCUCCAAGGCGCCUACUUCUGCAGCAUCGUGCUGGAACGCAACACGCAUACUCCUACUUGUGGAAAGGAGGGAAGCAGAACCAGGUCCUUGGCGCCGCUCACACGAACGAUAUGACCUCGAUCUACGCAGGGGGCGAGCUACUGGACUACCUCAUCAACUUUGCAGUCCAUCUCACGCCCAACGGCAAGUCGAGCGAACUCCUUGAGUGGCCACGGUAUACUCUUGGGUCAAAGCAAUUGAUGACAUUCCUGGACGGCGAGGAAUCGCUUGCUGUAACGAAGGACGAUUAUCGCGAGGAAGCUAUGGACGUUGUGCUUCAGUUCAACGCCGAGAACCCCCUGUGA